Messenger RNA from Jaculus jaculus (lesser Egyptian jerboa), 6716 nucleotides. RefSeq names its product signal peptide, CUB domain and EGF like domain containing 3 (gene Scube3). Gene Ontology annotation, biological process: signal transduction. Bases 72 to 3095 code for a protein of 1007 amino acids. The record is from RefSeq and is a predicted model, not a curated record. The transcript has 23 exons. NCBI's taxonomy places the organism in Eukaryota, Metazoa, Chordata, Mammalia, Rodentia, Dipodidae. Gene Ontology annotation, molecular function: calcium ion binding. Gene Ontology annotation, cellular component: cell surface.
CCCCGACCCUCUUCGGUCCUCCCCCAAGGGGAGCCGCGACACCCACCUCCCCGCCGCCCGGAGCUCCAGCCAUGGGCUCGGGGCGCGUGCCCGGGCUCUGCCUGCUUGUCCUCCUGGUCCACGCCCGCGCUGCCCAGCACGGCAAAGCUGCACAAGAUGUGGAUGAGUGUGUGGAAGGGACUGACCACUGCCACAUCGAUGCCAUCUGCCAGAACACCCCGCGGUCGUACAAGUGCAUCUGCAAGUCGGGCUACACGGGGGACGGCAAGCACUGCAAAGACGUGGACGAGUGUGAGCGGGAGGAUAACGCGGGCUGUGUGCACGACUGCGUCAACAUCCCUGGUAAUUACCGAUGCACCUGCUACGACGGGUUCCACCUGGCCCAUGACGGACACAACUGUCUAGAUGUGGAUGAAUGCGCCGAGGGCAAUGGCGGCUGUCAGCAGAGCUGCGUCAACAUGAUGGGCAGCUACGAAUGCCACUGCCGAGAAGGCUUCUUCCUCAGUGACAACCAGCACACUUGCAUCCAGCGGCCAGAAGAAGGAAUGAACUGCAUGAACAAGAACCAUGGCUGCGCCCACAUCUGCCGGGAGACCCCCAAGGGGGGCAUUGCCUGUGAAUGCCGUCCUGGCUUCGAACUCACCAAGAACCAGCGGGACUGUAAAUUGACCUGUAACUACGGCAACGGCGGCUGCCAGCACACGUGCGAUGACACGGAGCAGGGACCCCGGUGCGGCUGCCACGUCAAGUUUGUGCUCCACACGGACGGGAAGACGUGCAUCGGGGAAAGACGGCUAGAGCAGCACAUGCCCACUCAGGCCGUUUCUAAUGAGACGUGUGCCGUCAACAACGGGGGCUGUGACAGCAAAUGCCACGAUGCAGCGACUGGUGUCCACUGCAGCUGCCCUGUGGGCUUCAUGUUGCAGCCAGACAGGAAGGCCUGCAAAGACAUCGACGAGUGCCGCUUGAACAACGGGGGCUGCGACCACAUCUGCCGCAACACCGUGGGCAGCUUCGAGUGCAGCUGCAGGAAGGGCUAUAAGCUCCUCAUCAACGAGAGGAGCUGCCAGGAUAUAGACGAGUGCUCCUUUGAUCGAACCUGUGACCACAUGUGUAUCAACACACCAGGAAGCUUCCAGUGUCUCUGUCAUCGUGGCUACCUGCUCUAUGGUGUCACCCACUGUGGCGAUGUGGAUGAGUGCAGUGUCAACCGGGGCGGCUGCCGCUUUGGCUGCAUCAAUACUCCUGGCAGCUAUCAAUGUACCUGCCCAGCAGGCCACGGCCGCCUUCAUUGGAAUGGCAAGGAUUGCACAGAGCCAGUGAAAUGUCAGGGCAGUCCUGGCGCCUCAAAAGCCAUGCUCAGCUGCAACCGCUCUGGCAAGAAAGACACCUGUGCCCUGACCUGUCCCUCUCGAGCCCGGUUCUCACCAGAGUCCGAGAACGGCUUCACGGUGAGCUGUGGCACCCCCAGCCCCAAGGCUGCUCCAGCCCGAGCUGGCCACCCCGGAAACAGCACCACCUCCAGCCACUGCCAUGAGGCUGCAGCGCUGCCAGUUAAACAGCGGGCCUCCUUCAAGAUCAAGGACGCCAAAUGCCGCCUGCACUUGCGGAACAAAGGCAAAGCUGAGGAGGCCAGCCGAGUCGCAGGUGGCACCCCCUGCUCUGACUGUCAGGUCACCUUCAUCCACCUUAAGUGUGACUCCUCUCGGAAGGGCAAGGGCCGGCGGGCCCGGACCCCUCCAGGCAAGGAGGUCACUCGGCUCACCCUGGAACUGGAGGCAGAGGUCAGAGCUGAAGAAACCACAGCUGGCUGUGGGCUGCCCUGCCUCCGACAGCGGAUGGAACGGCGACUCAAAGGGUCCCUGAAGAUGCUCAAAAAGUCCAUCAAUCAGGACCGUUUCCUGCUGCGCCUGGCGGGCCUUGAUUACGAGCUAGCCCACAAGCCGGGCCUGGCAUCCGGGGAGCGAGCAGAACUGGCGGAGGUCUGCAGGCCCGGGCAGCACCGUGCGGGGACCAAGUGUGUCAGCUGCCCGCAGGGAACGUAUUACCACGGCCAGACGGAGCAGUGUGUGCCAUGCCCAGCAGGCACCUUCCAAGAGAGGGAAGGGCAGCUCUCCUGCGACCUUUGCCCUGGCAGUGAUGCCCACGGGCCUCUUGGAGCCACCAACGUCACCACGUGUGCAGGCCAAUGCCCACCUGGCCAACACUCAGUAGAUGGCUUCAAGCCCUGCCAGCCAUGCCCACGUGGUACCUACCAACCUGAAGCGGGACGGACCCUGUGUUUUCCGUGUGGUGGGGGCCUCACCACCAAGCACGAGGGGGCCGUCUCUUUCCAAGACUGUGACACCAAAGUCCAGUGCUCUCCGGGCCACUACUACAACACCAGCACCCACCGCUGCAUCCGCUGCGCCAUGGGCUCCUAUCAGCCAGACUUCCGCCAGAACUUCUGCACCCGCUGCCCGGGAAAUACGAGCACUGACUUUGAUGGCUCCACCAGUGUGGCCCAGUGCAAGAAUCGGCAGUGUGGCGGGGAGCUAGGUGAGUUCACCGGCUACAUCGAGUCCCCCAACUACCCGGGCAACUACCCAGCCGGCGUGGAGUGCGUCUGGAACAUCAACCCCCCACCCAAGCGCAAGAUCCUUAUCGUGGUACCCGAGAUCUUCCUGCCAUCUGAGGACGAGUGUGGGGACGUCCUCGUCAUGAGAAAGAACUCCUCCCCAUCUUCCAUCACCACUUACGAGACCUGCCAGACCUAUGAGCGCCCCAUCGCCUUCACGGCCCGCUCCAGGAAACUCUGGAUCAACUUCAAGACCAGCGAGGCCAACAGCGCCCGUGGCUUCCAGAUUCCCUAUGUGACCUACGAUGAGGAUUACGAGCAGCUGGUAGAAGACAUUGUGCGGGACGGCCGGCUGUACGCCUCUGAGAACCACCAGGAGAUCCUAAAGGACAAGAAGCUCAUCAAGGCUUUCUUUGAGGUGCUGGCCCACCCCCAAAACUACUUCAAGUACACAGAGAAACACAAGGAGAUGCUGCCAAAAUCCUUCAUCAAGUUGCUGCGCUCCAAAGUUUCCAGCUUCCUGAGGCCCUACAAAUAGUGCCUACCGGCCCGAAGACGCAGGUUUCGGAGCCCCAGACUCCUUAGCCCUCAGAGCCGGCAGCCCCCAACCCCAGUCAUGAACUCUGUCUUUCUGGAGGACUAUUCACUACGCAGACCAGACACUCUCCCUGUCUGUCUUCCAGCUUCCUUGUCUCUCUCUCUCUCUCUCCUCUUCCGUGCUUCUCUGGAAAAGCCGUUCAGUGCUGGCUCCCCCCCCCCCCCCGCCGCCCCCAGAGGUGAAGGGAUAGUGCUGUCCCCUCCCUUCCCACUGUGCCAGCUCAGGUCCCCGGCCCAUCAGCUUGGAAGGGCACUAGAGACCCACAGUAGAGGAGGGUCUGCUGGGGAAUGGGGACAGGACGGGUAAGAAGGGCUUCUACCAUUAUAGGGUGGUGCCUUGCUAGUCAGGAGCCAGAAUAUCCCCUACUGUGCUCUCCAGGGUGACUCUUAAUAUUAACCCAGGGUCCUGCCAAAGUAGCCUUAACCUUACCGGCUAAUGCCAACACCCGGCUGCUGGGGCACAAGGCUUGAGCCUUGGGCCACCUACACGGUUGGCUUUCUCCUCUGUACAGCUCCUCCCUUUCUUCCCUUGUAUGUCUGCGCGAGGCCAAGCCCAUAGGGGCUCACGAACAGCCCGUACCACCAGGCUGGCAAUGCAGAAGAGCGGCGUGGCUCCCGGGGAGACGGCAGCUCUGUAGGGCACAGAGCAGGCGUCGCAGCACUGCUGAAAACAGAAAGAAGAAACUGGGACUCCUAAAGGACUCACCUGCAGAACAAGUGGGAACCAGCCUCCAACACUGGUCCUUCUUCUUGUCGCCCCUGGCCCAGCCACACCCUCACCCCACCGAAGUGCCCCCUGGGGGAGCACUCCUCCCCUGGCUAAGUGCUGUCCUUAAAGAAAGCUGGCUGUGGAGCCUCGCCAGCCUGGGCCUCUGCCUACAGCUGCCUUUCCCUUGUAGCCCCACGUGGCUUGUGGGCUCCUCCAGAGGGACCCCACUCGGCAGCCACCUGGGCCGCCUACCUCUGGCUUGGGCUGUGGGCAGCAAGAGGAGUGUGUGCACUUGGCGAGCCUCCUGCCCACCCUGUCCACAUCGAAUAAGUGCAAUCACUCUGAGUCUUUCUGUGUUGUCUAGAGGGAGGGGCUUUGUUUCUUUUGUUCGUUUCUUUUUUCCUCUUACAAGAACUAUUUAUAGCUGUCCAAGAGAGAACAGUAUGUGGGGUGAAAGAGCAUCAGCUUUGACUCUCGUGAACCCAAGCGCUGGAGCAUCUCACCUGUCCCUCUGUGGCCACCAACAUCUCCAGGGCCCUGGGCCAGAUGAAGCCAGGGCCGUCCCCCAGGCUCUGAUGUGUAGCACAGUCAUUCUGGACAGCUGAUGGAGCAGGAAGGACUGCUGGCUAAGCCAAUCCUGCUACCCUGUGGACUCGAUGUGGAUUCAGGAUCGUAGAUGCAGAUGGAAUUGGUCAGUCAUCUACUGUGAGCAGGGAAAAACCCUCUUCCUCCCUUCAUGCUCUUCCUGGUGUGCAUGUGGAAGUGGACCAGGGGAUAGGCUGACUCAGGCUGCCAAGGACAGACGAGUGUGUGGGAACCAAGAACAGGACAGUGACCCACAACGAAGCGGGUGAAGGGACCAUCGCUGUGCCUGACACUGGCCACUGCUCCCUUAGGAGCUACAUCAAGGCUGACUCAGCUACUGUUUUUUAAAAAGAACCAAUUCCAUGCUCAAAUUCAGGCCCUGUACACAUCCCACCCUUGAUCCAACUGCUGUCUAUAAAAGUCCUGUUCAUUUGCUCCUUCUAGCUCCCUGAAGCUGUAGUCUUACCAGUUACCGGACUCCUCAGACCCUGUUCUAGGGGGCUGUCCCAGGCUAUUCUUCCCCAAGAAAAGCACUAAAUAAAGGAGCCUUAUUCCCACCACACCAGCCAGUGAACAGCCAACUGCAAAGCUAGGCCAUGACACAUUAGCCAAUACCCCGGGGCUUGGGGCUGGACGGAGGGCUGCUGCCUCUGUCUCCCUGGGUCAGAGGGCCACAUGAGACUGGUAAAGGCUUCAUCCAGAAGAGGAUAUAGCCAGUUAAGCAAGAACGUCAGCACUUCCCAGGAAGUGCGUGAAGACUGCCUAAAUCUACUUUGACCAUCCUACCAGGCGCUGGAAUGGCUUCCGACUCCUCCCCUGCCAUUUUCAGAAAGCAGUGAGGUUUCUUCCUCAGCUCGGCCACCAGGGAUCCUCCUCCCCUCCUUCCUCUCACACCCUGCACACAGACACACCUCCAGUCACACCCGAGCUCCACGGUGCAGCCAACAGACCACUGGGCUCACUGAUAUCCAGACAGGUGCCAAUGUGCAGGUAAGGUCGCUCCAUCAACCACGUUUAGUUGGGUCAUUUCAGUUGACAAUUGUGGAUCCACGCAAAGCUGCUGCUGAGCUUACAGAGGAAACUGGCCCUGGGGCACCAAACCAGGGGUUAAGUGGUGUAACACUCAGGGACUCUAGGGAUUUCACAGGUCAGACAAUAGAGGUCUCCAGUGGUAAGGGGGGGGUGGGGGCGGAACAGGAAGGUGGUGUAAAUAGGAAUCUUUCAUGAAUUGACCCAAAGGCUUCCCUGCAGGAUGGGGUGCUUAUGGGUGCAAAGGACUGUGGGACCUCACUCUUCUUAGCACAAGGCCUGGCCUGAUCUGAGCUUGGGCACAGAAAGCCACUUCCUGAGGGCUCCAGGGGCCAAGUGACGUGUAUCAGGAAGGCACUUACAGCCUCUGCAGCACUGUGACCCCUCUUUGACUCCCACCUCUUUCUGUAGUGAGGCCAGCCCAUCUCUAACCCUGAGGGGGUUCUCAAGAGCCAGGAGAAAACUGACCAAAACCUGGACUUGAGCUGCCCGGCCCAGGCCUAGACAUUCCCAGGGGCUUGCUACUGAGCUGCGCACGCCCUAACAUCCCCCAAAAUGGCAGGCCUGGCCUAUGGCCCCAGUGAAACUUUCUGAGACGCGCCCGCCAUAUGUGUGCUUGAGGUCACUCUGGAGUGGACCAUGGGGUCAUAUCUCAGUGUCAGAAAUGUUACAGAGCGCUCAGGCGUUUCGUGUUUGCUGCCGAAAUUCACUAUGACGGCUGCGAACCAACAGCAUAGAGACAAAUACAGCUGACCGUAGCAGAAAGUAUACACCGGCUGGCUUCUCUCAGAAGCACAAGGAACGUGGACGCACACAGCACGAAGGCGCCUGUCCCUGAGCCACUGCUUGGACUAGGAAUCCUGUCAGAAUUGAAGGGAGCAGGAGCCCCGCUGUGUUACCAGCUUACCCAGGCAAUACAGUGUGUCAAAAAGUUUGGACAAACUACAAACUCUGUUCUUCUGUAUGAGUUGAACUGAAGUUUCAAAGAAUCAUCAUCAAUGUGGGAGGCUUUUUUUUUUUUUCAAUACGGGAAGAAAUCUCAAAAUAUUGUAUUGAUAUCUGCCUUCCACUGCUGCCAAUAUAGUAAGCAUCUCAUACACGGUCAACAGUAAGCAGCAACUGAUGCAGUUCAUAGAGUAUUUUGCACUUGGGUAAAAAUAUGUAUCUGAACUUGUAAAAAAAAAAAAGUUUGGAUUUUGUACUGUCUUUUUUAUUAUAUUAUUAAAAUACUAAAUGAAA